Messenger RNA from Oppia nitens, 4425 nucleotides. RefSeq lists its product as uncharacterized. Gene Ontology annotation, cellular component: cytoplasm; nucleus. Gene Ontology annotation, molecular function: microtubule binding. Lineage: Eukaryota; Metazoa; Arthropoda; Arachnida; Sarcoptiformes; Oppiidae. The transcript is spliced from 6 exons. The record is from RefSeq and is a predicted model, not a curated record. The coding region runs from base 521 to 3694 and encodes 1057 amino acids.
GUUUAAAACUAUAAUUUAAAUCAAUUGAAGACAAACUCAACUAAACAUAAUUUUAGUAUUUAUGCGAUCGACUAUUCAGUACUUUUAUCUACCAAACAAUGUCUGUAAUUAAGCAAUAUUUUUCAUUGGAAUAAAAGGACCAGAAUUUUGUUUGAUAUGUUAAGACAUUUAUAAGACUUAACAGUGAUUUCCCGCAAAAUCACUUCCAUAUUAUUAUAACUGAAAACAGUGUUAGUAUUGAGUGAAUGUAUUGAAAGAGAGAGAGAAACUAAUGAUAUGUUAUUGACGUUUAAAACAGUCAAACAAUUAACUGAUUAUACAAUUAAUGCAUUAGUCGUACGUUUACAUUGUUUUUAACCAAUUAGUGACCCAUUCAUUGACUCAAUUGUUUUCAAUGUAUUAAUAAUAAUAACAAUAAUAACAAUGAAAUCACUUUUUGACUCAAAUUCAGUGAUCUAUUAGUGACACUUUGAAUGUCAUUUUGAGUGACAACUGAUGACCGCUUAAGACAUUUGGAUCGAUGGAUAACAAGUACUCCAAGUCUCGAUUGCCGCGGAUGAGUGUCGGACCAAAUGCUACCACUGUUUCAAGUGUUGGACGCAUUUCUGGUGACACUCGAAGAAGUAUCGAUUCAACCAUCGGUCGCACAAACAAAACACUUAAUAAUAAUAAUAAUAAUCUUAUUAUUAAUAAUAAUAACGAAUUGAUUAACUCUAAAGUAGUCUUUUGUAGACCAGAUGUCAUCACAUACAAAAAAAGUGUGGAUAGAAAUAAUGGCACAAAAAAUGAUAGCAAUUGUCAAAUGAAUGAAAACAUAAAGACUUUAUGUAAAUCAUUGAGUUUGGAUGAGAUUCAGAGUCAAAACAAUGGACAACAAUCUAUGAUUAAUGUCUUUUCCAAUGAUUGCGAUUCACAAAAGGCAUUCAGUUAUGAACAGUUGGACGACAACUAUACCGAUAAUAUGAAGAAUUAUUUAACCAAAGAUAACUCAGAUCUCAAUUUGAUGGAAAUGUCUAUCGAUGAGAGCAGUACGGCAUCAUUGGGUCUUUUGCCGAAUAUAUUAUCACCGAUAUCACCAUUAGAUACGUUYGGUCAAAACAUUCCGUUUUUAUCCAUUGAUUCGCAAUUAUUUCCAGAAAAUAAUAUCAAUAAUAUUGAGAUCAAUGAAGACGAUGACGACUCACAAUCUGGUAUACCAACCAUUCAAGAAUAUGAUUCAGAUAUGACAAUCAACAAUAUUAGUGACUCAAACAUUACAGUUGUUUUGGCCUCAAAUUAUAAUAACAAUAUUAUAGAAAUUGACGAACAAAUUGGUCCACAAGAAAUGGUCGAAGAGUUAGAGUCACUAACUCUUGAUAAUAGUAUGACUCUUAGAUCACAAACAGAUAAUGAAAGCAAUAAUAUGAGUAUUGAAAGCAAUGAUAAUAAUAUAAGUGAGACUAACAUUCCUAUGAACGACGAGGUGUCUAAAAACAGUGCACUAAAUAAUAAUGACUUAAAUGCUAAUAACAUUUCAAUAAAACCAUUGUCACCAAUGAGUGAUAUCCCUAUGAAAAUAGCAAACAAUUUAAUAAAUGAUAAUAAAAGUUUGAAACCAGUGAAGUCGUGUCCAGUUAGACCCAUGUCUCUUAAUACAAAAGCUGUAUUACCAGAAAAGGUGCAAAGAGCUGCAUCACCCUCUGGUAAAGCUCCCGUUCCCAAGAGAUUCAAGACUCCGGGCCGUUGGGAUGCUGUGAUGAAUAAAAUAGAAAAGUCUAAGACCUCUGUUCCCAACAACACUAUUAUAAAAGGCAAGAUCAACACUAACAGAAAACCCGUCCCAAACGAGUCUUUGUCUAAAAUCAGUCCAUCAGAUGAACAAUUAGUUUCUUCAAAUUCUAGUCAUUUAAGCCUUUCUAAUGUAUCUAUUAAAUCAAAUGCCAUUUCAUCGACAGCUAACAGUUUAAAUAACAGUAAAGUAAAUAUACCCAAAAGUAAAACAUUUGUACGUGACUUCAGUGCGAGUGUUGGCUCCGGAAGCCGGAGUCAACAACCAGUGCCCACAUCGAAACCAUCAAUACCUGUGACACCUAUGUCUACACAGGCGUCACAACAAAUAAUAGAUCGGACGGAAAGCAAGAGUGGAUCACAAACUAUUAGAAAGGAUAACAAAGGUUUUGUCUCAUCAGCUAAUGAUAAGAAGACAGCAAAUCGUAAAUUAAAUCAAACGAAAACUACUAUCACUACUACAUCUGURUCAGUGGCGACAAAGCGAAUGACAGGCACUAAGAUAAGCGCAUCUAAUACUAACAAUACGUCCAAAAGAGAUGUUAGAAACGCACAGGUAGUCGAUGACAAACAACGGAUGCAAAAAUUAAGUCAUUUGUGUGAAAAUAAAACAAAACAAUUGAAAUCUCUGACAUUAGAGCAGAACUAUACAAGACUUGCAUUUGAUUCUCUAUCAGUCGUUAUACAACAUCUCAUUGAACAGUACGAACCCUUUGAAAAUCCAAAACUAAAACAAGCGCUCAAUAAAGCAAAUCUCACGUGUGAACAGCUUAAGGAUAAUCUCGUUGCAAAAAAUACUGAAUUAAAUGAUAUGAAGAUUAUAUUUGAGGAACAAAUUAAUCAAAUGAUGAAAGAAAGAGAGAAAAACUAUCACGACUUGAAUGAACUGAAAGUGUCUCACGAAUUGAAUGUUAAGAAACUCAAAGAAAUUCAUUCUUCAGAUGUAAAAAAUUUGGAGGAAAUGUUUAGAAAAGAGUUGACAAAAAUAGAGCAAAAUUGUGAUCAAUUAAUGUCACAAAUCGAGGAAAAAGAUAAAGAAUUGACACAAACAAAGCAAACAAAAGAAACGCUCGAAAAUAGACUAAAAAAGAUUGAAACAAAUAUUAUGUCCGAUAAGGAUAAGAGAUUUAAGUAUUUGACUGACAAAAGCAAACAAUUAGAAUUAGAAGUGGAAUCACUUAAAGUGGUUAUGGAUAUGAAAAAUGAGAAAAUUCAUACAUUAGAGAGAAAAAUGAUUGAAACACAAGAAAAGAUCAAUGAGUUGCCAUACGCUAAGGAAACUAUUCGUAGUCUUCAACAACAAGUGGAGACAUUACAGGUGACAUUGGAUCGCAAAAUACAUCAAUACAAUCAAUUGACUCGAGAACAUCAUGAUCUCCAAGAACUAUACGAACAAGAGAUGCGCGAAAAGCGAAGACUUUCCAUGAAGAAUGAAGAAUUGGCUUUUCAUUUAAGUGAAAGCUAUAAUGAGUCCAACAAUUGUUCGCCUUUAGAUGUCAACCAUUUUAGAUUCAAGUCUCCGGCCAUUAGUAUUGAUGAGACGCCUAUAAAAACCAAUCGAUCGCCAAAAAAUAUAAAUAGCGUACAAAAUGAUCGAAAGAGUAUUAGUCAUUCGAAAGUGAAUCGUUCGAUAUCGAUGAACAGUUCCACUCGCACGACAUCAUCGGUUUGCAAAAGAUUGGAUACAACCCUCAACUCGUGUUCUACAAAUGCAUCUAAUAAUGAAAAUAAUUUGUUGUCAAAUAACUGUAAUUUAACCGAAAUGUUUAAUAGAGGAAAUAAUAUUACGGAAAGGUUGAAAAAAGACCAAAAGUUAGCAAAAUUUGAAAAGUUGGCCAAACCGUCGGUAUUUGAUGAGACGCCUCCGCAAUGUAUACUCGAUAGUGGGUUUGAGGAAAUUCAAGGUCUUAAUUCUCUAUCCAAAUGAAAUAUAGUGUUUCGUCUAUUUUUUAAUAUUUAUUAAAACUGUUGCAAUAGUUUUGAAUUAGUUAAUUGAUAACAAGGGCUCAAAUCUCAUAAUCAUUGAUCCAAAUUAAAAUUAAUACCACUUUAUUAUAUAUUUACACUCUUUUGUAACUUUAAAGUUAGUUUUAACGCCUAUCUCGUGUUUAUGCAUAAUAUAUUUUAAGAAUAUUUACUUUUAAUACAUUUUAUGCAUUAAUAUUAGCUUUGAUUUAAGCCAUUUAAGAUUGAAAAUGUUAUAAAUUUAGUUUAAUUGAAUGCAAAGUCAUCAAAAUACACACUUAAGAGCUCAUGAAUUUUUAUAUUGCAAUUAUAAAUAAUUAUAAUUUAUUUCAUCUUUUUAUUUGAAUAACACUUAUGAAUAUUAAAGGUAAAUAUGAGCUUUACUUUGCAUUUCCUAAAACAGUGGUUCAAUGUUUGCAAUUAAUUAUAGAUAAUUAUCGUUAGUUAUUAUACGAUAAUCAACUUAUUUAUGAAAUAAUAAUAAUAGCUGUUGAGAGAGAGAGAGAGAGAGAGAGAGGUGAAGCAGUGUUUUGUGAAAAUAGUUUUAUUUUAGUAAUUACUUUAAACUUUUGCAAACCAAGUCUACCAUAAGUUUUUAAGCAAAAAAAUUUGUGUCAUUUUAAACGCUUUAUUUAACUUUAUGGUUGCAAUUAUUAUAUCAUUGCACAUAUGGUUGUAUUCUUGUUAUUUAAU